Messenger RNA from Prorocentrum cordatum, 340 nucleotides. The record is from the annotation of a GenBank genome assembly. NCBI's taxonomy places the organism in Eukaryota, Dinophyceae, Prorocentrales, Prorocentraceae.
GCUGACGUGCGCGCCGUGGGCCGGCGGCGGCCGGCCCGCGGGGGUGGCUCCCCCGCGGCGAGCGGCAGGGACCCCGGCAGCGCUGCCCCCGCCAGAGGGCGGCUCCGCAGCGCGGCGCCGCCCCCCCCGGCGGCCGCCGCGGGCGGCAGCGCUGAGCCCCGGGCCUGCCUGGGGCUGCGCCGCGGCCCGGGAGGGCUGCGCCGCGGCCUCGCUUCUCGGGCCGGUGUCGCUCCCCUCCACGCGCGCCCAGCCUCGGAGGCCUCGUCGGGCGAGGCGGGUGCGCCGCGAAGACGCGGCCGGGGGGUGGGAGCUGUGUGCUGUCCACCGCUGGAUUACAAAA